UGAGCUUGAUAAGAGAGUGUGCAUGGGUGUGAAUCUCGAGUUCGCCAGUCGCUGCUUCGUCUCCAACAGGUGCAUCGUUUGGCACUUUUGUUACCCGUUCGUAAAAAUCGCGUUUUCAAAAUGCCCAGCGCAGAAAGUGUCGGUUCCAUUGUCAUCAAGGUUGUCAAGCUGGUCAUGAACCUCAUCAUCCUGAUUCUGUACAGAACAGGGUACGGAGGGCAGUUCCUGGGCGUGGGUGGCACGUGGAACCUGAACGAGGAGAAAAACCCUGACGCGGAAAUCGUCGCCUCGGGCGUCUUCGUCGGCUACUUCAUUUACACGUCGGUUGUCCUCAUUUCCUUCUGCCUCGGACAAACGCAACAGAAAAACACGCUCGUCGACGUGAUGAUGAACUUCGUGGGCACGUUCAUGUUCGUGGCCGUGGGCGGAACGGCCCUGCAUUACUGGAGCGGCUACCAGAACGAGCACAAGUACCAGAGCAUCGCCCAGGAGAAGCAGAUCGGCUUGGCGCUCGGAAGUCUGUGCGUCAUUUCGGGCGCCGUUUACUUAGGGGACACCGUCCUUUCCUUCCUGCACUUCGCCAAGAAGGGCGACAAAUACUAACUUAUCACCUUAAUUUUUACAAUUCUUUCGGAACCAAAAAUCUUCUUCAUUCAUUAUUUAAAACUAUUUAGAAAAAACGUCCCCAAUUCAUCAUCAUCUUUUUUCAGCAGUUUUUUAUGUUUAAUCCCCGCCGUUGAUUUUGUAUUUUUUCGCAUAAUAAAACUUGUGUACAAAAAUAUCUCUUGGCGCAAAUGAUUUAAAAAACUUGUAAAUUACGAAAUUUGGAUACUUUUGAUUUAUUUGAUAAUAAAGUGGUACAACAAUAAAAUUUUGCGCUCUGCAGACUUUGGCACUUUUCGUUUGAUUCUCACCGCAGUAAGUCUCUUCUAAAAAUAGAGUCUCGUCGUCCUUCCUUUCUUCUUUCUUUCCUCUUCUGGGUACAUUUUUUUUUUUUUUUUAAUUUAUGCGUGUGCAU
Messenger RNA from Neocloeon triangulifer, 1018 nucleotides. It is a transcript of the gene Ssk, whose product is annotated as protein snakeskin. Gene Ontology annotation, biological process: septate junction assembly. NCBI's taxonomy places the organism in Eukaryota, Metazoa, Arthropoda, Insecta, Ephemeroptera, Baetidae. The coding region runs from base 121 to 603 and encodes 160 amino acids. The record is from RefSeq and is a predicted model, not a curated record. The transcript is spliced from 3 exons.